This is a messenger RNA of Colletotrichum acutatum, 920 nucleotides long. RefSeq lists its product as uncharacterized. NCBI's taxonomy places the organism in Eukaryota, Fungi, Ascomycota, Sordariomycetes, Glomerellales, Glomerellaceae. The coding region runs from base 171 to 920 and encodes 249 amino acids. The record is from RefSeq and is a predicted model, not a curated record. The transcript has 3 exons.
CACAGGCUACAGCACACACACCAGAGACCAGACAAAAAAAUCCCGUGCAUCAUUUAAUCGAACCCCUACUCCAUUUACGAUGGGCCGUUUUCGAUUCUCGAUACGUCUGAGGGUCGUGACGGACGUGUGGUUUUCGCGUUUCUUUGUAGAAAGAGCACGCAUGCACCUCAAUGACUUGUGGUGGACAGUCGGAGGUUGCAAUGAUUAGAUUCGGCCGUGAGUUACCACUGAUCGUCUCUUCAUCUGCGUUUCCGGCGAUCCCACACGCACCAAUCAUCCGUCCCAAGCACGACUACCACCCUGCUGCCAGCCUGCUACUGCCUCAGCCCCGGACCAAGUCUGACUCUGACAUCCAGCGAACUGGCCUUCUACUCCGUACGCUCUGGGCAAUCCGUAAGCCCUGGAAGAGAACGUUACCGAAGCUCCGUCUCGGGCUUCUAGAGUUCCUUCAACGGAACGGCCCCAGACCCGGCUUCCACGAAACGAACAAAGACGAGCGCUGGUUGUAUUUGGCGUGCUUCACUUCUGAGCAGCCGCAGCAAUUAGCACUAGCAUCAGCAUCGGCAAAAGCAUUGUAUGGUGUUGGUUUCUUCGACCGGUCCAGUCCACCCCGUUCAUCAGGCCGUUCCUUUGAUCGAACUUGGUUGGCGCCGUCGAAUUACAUUGCCCCAUUGCCUCCCUAUCCCCUCACAUUUCGCCUCAGAACCUUGAUCUGUUGGCUUUGUUCGUUUGAAGUCUUGACGCCUCCUGCCGAACCUUGUCCCGUACAAGCUACUGCUUCCUCCUGCGGGCCGUAUCUUACGGGUGAUACCUUACGUGGAAACGCACCACAUUCUCGGACACACAAAGAAGCAGAGGUAGACACAGAAAAGGCUCAAGUUGAGGAUCACCAAAGGCACAUUGGUGCCGAACUGCGCUAA